ACUUCUGCAGAUGACAGGUGGGGGUGUCGUAUGAAAAGUCUGCAGUGUAGAGGGUGAAGAGAAACAGUGCCAGCACCGUCCCCUGCGGGGCCCCCGUACUGCAGACAACCAAGUCCAAUACACAAUCCUGGGUCCUGACAUACUGCGGCUGGUCCGUGAGGUAGUCCAGGAUCCAGGAUGUGAGUGAGCACAGAGUCCUGGUCCCGAUGUCUGCAGGAGGAGUUGGUUCUGUCACCAGGUUUGACCGGGUGCGGGAGAUCCCACACUAUGACCAGGUACCUGUGGGCGCCUCAUGGCAGUACUCGGAUUUUCCUCCGCCACCGGAGUCCUUUCACGGAACACUGCCUGCCGUAAGCUUAGACCCCCUUCCCCCUCCCCCUCUACCUCAACAGCCAGCUGUUGGGUAUGAAUCCUUUUCCCCCCCCAGCGAUGGUGAGCCAGUGGAGCCCGACAGUGACGUUAUGGACAUUAAGCCAGUCCAUCGCUUCAUCCCUGACUCUGUCAAGGACUUCUUCCGUGGCAGUAACCGUGGCAGUAAGGGUGAAAAAUGCUACACCACAGCAGGAGUCCCCUGCUCACCCCCCAACUCCGCCCCCCCAUCUCCGUCCCUUCCAGGGUCCUAUCGGGACCCCUAUGGUGGCUCUGGGGGCAGCUACACCUCUCAGAAGGAGCGAGACGCACUGCUGCUGGGUGCUGAGGCCCUCGACUCAGCAUCUGCAGUACCCACCAAUCUGUCAGCCUUGACCUACCAUGAGCGGGUGGAGGAGUACCAUCAGCGCUAUGCCUACAUGAAGUCCUGGGCCGGCCUGCUGAGGAUCCUGGGCUGUGUGCAGCUGCUGCUGGGAGCUGCUGUAUUCGCCUGCGUCUGUGCUUAUGUUCAUAAGGACAAUGAGUGGUUCAAUAUGUAUGGAUACUCCCAGCCACAGCUGUUUGGUGGGCUUGGUGGUGGUGCUGGUGCGUAUGGAUCCGGGGGUGGUUACUACACAGGCCCCAAGACACCUUUUGUCCUGGUGGUGGCCGGCCUUGCAUGGAUAGUGACCGUCAUGCUGGUGGUUCUUGGAAUGACCUUAUACUACAGAGCCAUUCUUCUAGACUCUUCCUGGUGGCCUCUCACAGAGUGCUCCAUCAACCUUGUCCUGGCGGUGCUCUAUUUAGCAGCAGGGAUAGUGUAUGUGAGGGACACCACUCGAGGAGGACUGUGCAACCUGCCGAUCUUCAAUAACGGAAUUAAUGGGGCAUUUUGUCGGACUGAGGCCGGCCAAACGGCAGCCAUUGUCUUCCUCUUCAUCAACAUGGUGCUCUACUUCAUUAGUGCAGGAGUGUGUCUGAAGCUGUGGAGGCACGAAGCAGCCAGGAUGAGGAGGGAAGGGCUGGCACAAGAGAUGAAAACAAUUGGAUCAUCAGUCCCUCUGUCCAUACUGGGCCCAGGCUCCAGGGCUUCAGAUCCGACUCCUCUCCCCACUGUCCAGCCAGACAUCAUGGAUGCUGCUAACAGCUCUGCAGCUGCUCCUCUAAGGACGCUGGAGCCAGAGAUCCUCAGAGGUCACAUACCAGCGGGACACAUCCCCAAACCUGUCGUUAUAGCUGACUAUGUGGCGAAGUACCCCAGCAUCCGCUCAGAGGAGGAGAGGGACCAGUACAAGGCUGUGUUCAAUGACCAGUAUGCUGAGUACAAGGAGCUGCACGCUGAGGUUCAGGCCAUGGCCAAGAAGUUUGAAGAGAUGGAUGAGAUGAUGCAGAACCUUUCCGCCCGGCCUUCCAGCCAAAUGGAAAAGGAGCGGAUCAAUGGCAUACUAAUGGAGUAUCAGAGGAAGAAAGCUGACCCAACAUAUUUGGAAAAAAGGGAGAGGUGUGAGUACCUAAAGAGCAAACUCUCUCAUAUCAAACAGAAGAUUCAGGAGUACAACAACAGCAACUAAACACUUUCAUUAACUCACCUGGAAUUCAUAUGGAGUCUGCAGCUAUAUAAGAGAAGCUGCUCUGUUGCACAGAGAACAGAGUAUAGGGACGGAGGCGGGUACUGAACUAGUAAAACCACAACUGCUGAUUGUAUGCCAUUAUCACAUUAAAACAUUACUGCUGUUAGGUGUCAUCACAAACAGAAGAUCAUUUUCACAGCUUUAAACAACAUUUAUCAGUAGAUAAAUCAGUAGGAAUGUCCUUAUAUACAGCAGCCAAAGGCUAAGAAAAGAAGCUUUAUCAAAAAUGUGACCUGAAAAUCUUGUCGAGAGCUGGAGUGGGUCAGGUGUAACUAGAAAUAAUUGAUAGGGUCUUCAUUGUAUAUAACAUCCAGCAAGCCCAACCUGUUCUCAUAUGCCUCACCGUCUCAUGGAGAUUUACAGGGCCUUCAGCAUCUCUGUGUGAUGCACAGCUGAAACACUUUGUCACAUUUGGUUAAUGUGAAAUGGUUGUGGUGAACUUUAGGCAACAGAACUACUUGGUUAAGUUUAGAAGGAAAGAUCAUGUUUUAGGUUCAAAUAAGUACGUUUAUUAUUUUACUUAAGCGCACAGAGGUGCCAACAGCAGUUUGUUGUGGUUGGUUUAUUUUUUAGAAAAUCAGACUGUAGAGGUUUAGCUGCUUGCUAUGAUGUUCAUUAUGUGCUGCCAUUAUUGUUUUUUUACAUUGCAUGUCUUCUAUCCAGUAGUCUUUUCAAACUGUGAGAUACAAUGUGAACAUUUAUGAAAAGCUACAAACUUUGUCUCACCCUGUUACUGAAAUCACAAUGUGGUAGGCUAUAUAUAAUAGAUGGCUGUUUUGUAAUUAGUUUAAGUGACUCCUGUUGUAAUCUCUUAUUUGUACAUUGAUAUGUUCCAUUGUGUGUAUUAUUGUUUUGUAUGAUAUUAAGUAUGUCCUGCUGCUUUAUGCCAAUAAUGAAGCACCCUUUUAAAUACUUGUAUUUUUCCAGUGUUUGACUUUAAGCAUGAAGCUAAUGCCCUGUUUGAUUUACUUCUGUUACAUCUGCUGUUCACUGUUUCAGUCCAACAGGUGCCCAAGCUCAGUUAGUCCAGGGCAGUGGGAAUACUUAAGGGGAGCCAGUGAAGUUAAUAAUACUAUUAAAAAAAGUACAAUCAGAAAAAAAUAAUAUUUUCAUAAUUAAUAUAGCCGUGGCCAAAGGCAAGAGAUUUUUUUUCAAAUUUGGCAACGUCAACUUGGACUCAAGGAAGAACUGAUUAGAUUUUGGAGGUCAAAGGUUGCUGUGACCUCACAACAUAUGUUUUUGGCAAAACUGGAAGAAAUCAUAAGCCAAGUUGAACAAUUGCACAGGAAUGUUUAAGAGGAUAAAAUGAUGAAGAGAUGACAUUUUAUAUGCAAAAGGUCAAAAGACAACUUCACUAUGACAUCAUUAUGUUACGAGGAUACCUUUGAUCAGAUAUUGAAUUGGUAACACUAAUGUUGGGUGUCCACCUUAAAACUCUUCUGACUGUAUAGAUCUUCUGUGCUG
Epinephelus fuscoguttatus (brown-marbled grouper) is the source of this 3443-nucleotide messenger RNA. RefSeq names its product MARVEL domain containing 2b (gene marveld2b). Gene Ontology annotation, biological process: bicellular tight junction assembly. Bases 207 to 1919 code for a protein of 570 amino acids. Gene Ontology annotation, cellular component: cytoplasmic vesicle; apical plasma membrane; bicellular tight junction. NCBI's taxonomy places the organism in Eukaryota, Metazoa, Chordata, Actinopteri, Perciformes, Serranidae. The transcript is spliced from 7 exons. The record is from RefSeq and is a predicted model, not a curated record.